UUUUAUCAAAUCUUUUUUAAUGUGGUUUGCACCUUUCAGGUAGGAUUCAUUCAAUUUUAUUUAUAGAAUAUGAUAAAAUUGUUUAUCUUAUGGCUCUGUUUUGGCCUAAAUCAAUUGAUAUAUUCAUAUGAGUGUCCAAAUUAUUGGUUAUUUUUUCAAGAAAGUUGUUAUCUAUUUGCUCCAGCACCUAUGACUAACUGGACAUCAGCAGAUGAAAUUUGUAGAAACAUGGGUUCAACUUUAUUAAGUGUUGGAAAUAAAAACGAACAUUUAUUUAUAACAAAUUAUCUAUAUUAUCAUGAUCCUGCUUUAAAAACUUGGUUCACUAGUGGUGUCAAAAAUAAACAACAAAAUAGGUGGUAUUGGCGUGGUGAAGAGAUACCACUGACAUAUGAUUCUGGUUGGAACUCGGAAAUGAUGGAAGUUUAUAGAAAAGAAGAAAUUGAUAGUCAAAAAUUACACAAUAUGUUUUCUAACAACAAUCUACCACAAGGGAAUGAGCUAAAGUUAAGAGAGGCUUAUCAUACUAUAAACAAAAGAUAUAUCUCAGACUUGCAUAACUUUUCAGGACCUUUCAACAAUGAUAAAGUUUGGAAUGAACCAAGCCUCGAUAGAAAUAAUUACAUGUCAGCUUGGGAUCAAGAGUCAUCCCAAUAUCUGGUCUAUCAAUACAGUUAUCGGGACGGGGCUUGGAAGUGGAAUUCAACGUCAUUACGGCUCCAAGAUAAUAAUAAUAGGUUGGGAGCUUUUAUAUGCGAAAAAUCUCUCAACAAUAAAUUCCACCGGGGCGAUGAUAAAUUUACAUCGUCUUCUUAUGAGCAUACGCCAUCUUUACCUUCACAUGAACAACCUUUUUCCGAUUUGUACAGCUCUUCCGAAAAUUUCGGCCUCAUUUCCUCCUUAUCCAGUCCUCGCGCAUCUUUACAAGAAGGUUUCGAUUCCAGCAUUGCUCCCAGUGGUGUUAGCUUCAUCCUUCAACCCAAGGAUACAACUUGGGACACCAAAUCCAUCGAAAAACGAAUUCAAUUAUCAUGCAAAGCGAUAGGAUACCCGUAUCCCUCUUACACCUGGUUCAAAAAUCAAGUUCCAAUUAUAUCAACGGCUGUCUUCAAUCAUAGCUUCGGGUAUGGAGCUAUCGAUUUGGCGAUCAAGAACGUUAAUAAUUUUGACGAAGUGGGCUAUGAUAGGUUAUCGAUUACCAACGGUAUACUAGAUAUAUUUGAUCCAGAAUCCGAUAUAGAUCAAGGCGAGUACUAUUGUUCCGCUUCCAAUAUAUUCGGGACGGCUCUCAGCUCUAAGGCCAGACUCUCCUUUGGAUUUAUAAAAGAUUUCAAGCCCGACGCGUUACCUAUAAAGGCCUACAUAAGAACUAACACUAUGAUACCGUGCCAAGCCCCAGAUGCCUACCCAGAUGUGCGUUUUUAUUGGUUCAAGGAUUACCUACCAAAUUUUGUUCCUUCCGACGCUCGCAUUUUCCAUUCAUGGAAAGGAAAUCUAUACUUUUCAACUUUGGAUUUAUCAGAUGAUGGCAAUUAUAUAUGUAUGAUUAAAUCCAGUGUGGCUCAGACUGGUGCCAACACACUUGGGAAAACUAGCAAAGAAAUAAAGCUUAGCGUAUCCAAUACUUUUGUAAAUAGUCGCAGAAAGCCUAUAAUCGAAGUUGGAUUCCCUUCCAUAUUUCCCAGCAAUCCUCUUAUGGGCCAAGAGGUCCGCAUUGAAUGCGUCGCAUAUGGAGACCCCAUACCUCAAUACAAUUGGACUAAGGCCGAUAGCCAGCUACCCGCUAAAGCAAGAAUGGAAGAUUUUAAUAGGGUUCUUAUAAUUCCUGAUGCUAGACCGACGGAUGAUGGGAAUUACCGAUGUAAAGCUUCUAAUGUGAUAGGGGAAACGGAGCAGGGCCUCUCUUUGAGCGUUUCAGCUGCCCCGGUUUUCACCUUACCCCUAAAGGAUAAAUUUGUCACGCCCGGCUCUAAAAUCGAGCUGAUCUGUGAAGCCUAUGGUAAACCCGAAGUUAAAUACAGAUGGUUCAAAGAUGGCAAAUUGUUCGAUAAAAAAAGUUUACAGCGAAAUGGACAACUAUUAGAUGAUUCUUAUAAUAUGUUUGGGAAAGAAGAAAGUACAAACAAGCCUAGGAUACAGUUGUUGUUGGACCCUAAUGAGAAAGACAAAAUUUUUAGACAAGGCUUGUUCUACGAACCGCAAAUAAAAAUAGUGGUCAUCAGAGAUGUAACGGAUAAAGAUAACGGGAUUUACCAAUGCGAAGCCUCUAACGGCCACGGCACCCGCUAUUCUUCGGCUCAAGUCAAAGUUAUCGCAUUCAAACCAGUUUUCACUGUCUCUAAAUCUCACGCUCCCACCCAUACAUAUAAUAAUCUCGAUAUCUCACCACCUCUAACUUUCGAUUCCGCUCACAUCCAUAAUACUGACUCCCUCAACAAAAACACCAUAAGCGAUUUAAUGGGCCUCUAUUAUCUUCUCAGCCCCACCAAAGUCUUAACGGAGGGGGGUAAUCUGACACUGAUUUGCAGCCCCAAGGCAUCCCCCAGUCCUAAAUUCAAGUGGUUUUUCGCCCCUCUCAUCCUGUCAUCCAAUGCACGAUAUUCUCAUUACAAUCAUGAUUGGGAUAGAAACAGAAACAGGCAUUCAGAUCAUGAUUACGAUAAGAAUUACUACCGAUAUUUUUCAGCCUCUCAGCAUCAAAAUCCUGCUUCGAGUACCAUUCCGUUAUAUAUAGAUGCAAAAAGAGUCAAAGUUGGUGAUAAAAACAUGAUGAUGACCGGAAAUAGAAAAGGCAACAAUCUCGAUAACAAAAUCAACGACAAUUUAGGGGGCGAUUUAAACAUAGAAAGUUUAAGAUUCAGUGAUACCGGUAUAUACACUUGCGUGGCCGAAAAUUACUUAGGAAGUGUCACUGUUACAACUCAAGUUAUUGUCGCAAGAAGUACCACUAUAAUCAAACACCCAUCCUCUGUAUCUUCAACUAUACCUGGCGUUAACCUAACACUAGAAUGUGCGGCGUUGGCUGAGCCGGGAAUAGAGCUAGCGUUUGAAUGGACCCAUAAUGGGGUGCUCAUAGACACGAAUAGCAAAUAUUAUGGGCUACUUUUUGAAUUAAUAACUCCAAUCAAGGAUAGUAGCCGACUAGUCAUCCGAAAUAGUAACCUAAUACAUUCAGGAGAAUAUCUUUGUAUAGCAAGAACUUCUAUCGACAGCGUGCCUAGUAGAAUUGCUAAAGUUACCAUUGCCGGUAUUCCUUCUGCGCCUAGUAUGAUAACCGCCUCCGACAUAUCAACCACCACGGCCAAAUUAACGUGGACCAAUGGAGGAGACAAUGGGCAACCUAUAGUACGAUAUGUUAUACAGGGAAAAACCGAUUAUAGGGAUUGGUUUGUGUUGGCAGAAGUUCUAGCUACCGGCGUUAAAAAUCUCUCCCCGUCUUUGAGCUCUUCAUCACCUCAAUAUUAUUCUUCCUAUUCCCACUCCCUACAAAAUCUCCUGCCUCGCAACACCUACACUUUUAGGAUAGCAUCUACUAAUGCUUUAGGACAAGGAAAAUUUAGUUCAGAAUCUGCCCGUUAUGUUACGGCUUCAGACGCCCCCAGGGUAGCCCCUAGGCAAUUGAGAGGCGGAGGAGGAAAUAUGGGUGACCUUGUUAUGAGAUGGGAGCCUUUAUUAGGUGAUGAACAUGGAGGGCCCGGCCUGCAUUACGAAUUAUUUUGGAUUAAAAAAGAGGAUUGGCUGAGAUCGAAUCAAAAGGGAAAAUUUGAGGUGGCACUCUUGCACGACCCUAACAAAAACUUGUACGUAACUCGGGUAGGAAAAGAAAACUAUUUUAUGGAAUACAUGGUCAAGAUAAGAGCCAUUAAUAGCAUGGGAAAAGGGCCAGAGAGCGAACUUGUCACUGUCAUGUCUGCAGAAGAUGUACCUACCAAAGAACCCACCCUGGUUCAAGCCUUCCCUCACAAUUCUACGGCCAUAAAUGUUCGGUGGAAAGGGUUGGGUAUAACUAGAGAUCGCGAAAUCAUAAGAGGACAAUUGCUCGGUUACAAAAUUCAGUACGGACUCAUGGAAGAAAAUAUCAACAAAAUCGAGGACAAAAUUUUGCCUCCACCCAUAUCGAGUAACCCUGAAAAUGGUCUCGACGAAAGUCGCCUAAAUAAGGAUAACGAGUUCGUUGCCAAUGAUAGAAGGACGACCAUUUUAUACGGUGCCAUCGAUGUGGGGACAGUCAUAGGGAUCGUGCCUAAUUGUAGGUAUUGGGUUAAGGUCAUGGCUUUUAAUAGUGCCGGAAAUGGACCCUUAUCAGAUCCUGUUUACAUGAAUACUUUUAGAGAUGCUCCUUUAAUGCAACCGACCGAUAUAAGUAUCAGUGGACCCAAUUCGGACGGCGCUAUUAGGAUUACUUGGAGCGGAAUUUACACGUCAAAUAACGAAGAACCUCUCGAAGGAUACAAAAUUAGGAUAUGGGAAGGUAGGGAGGAUAUAAGCGAUUACGUUGAUAUACCAGUAGGACUCAUAAAUUUUCACGAUAUAUACUCCUUUCCUAAACACAAAGUCUUCAAAAUACGAAUACUUGGAUAUAGUAGAGGCGGCGACGGUAAAAUGAGUCAGGCGUUUGAAGUUUGUUUGCAAUGCAACGAGAUAGAAAAACAAGAUCACAUUGAAAGAUUGAGCCAAGAAUAUAUGGCAAAAUUUGACGAUGACUCUUACAAAACGUAUCCAUCUUCCCACGGGAUCUCGAACAUUCCAAAUUUUCUAAAUUACAAAUUUUUAGUCACCUUAUUAUGUACAAUCUAUGCAUUUUCUUUGUUGAAAAUUGUUUGAUUUCAUAUUAUUUUAAUGUAUUAUAAGUAAUUGUACAUUAUAUCAAGAAAAAUUGCUUUCGAUUCGUUAUCCGUUCCCCGUUAUAAAAAUUUUUCAUUUUUUUCUAAUAAGUAGUUAUAUAACCUUUUUUUUAUUUUAUACGUGAAACCAAAAAAAGUACUCAUUAACAUCUCAUCUCAACUUAUUACAAUCAUCUUAAAAUAUUUUGCCUUUUAUAAUCAUUUUUAGGGCAUUGAUUUAAUAUACGCAUUGAAAUUAGGAUUUUGUUUUAAAAUAAAUAUUUUUUUAUCAAUUUUUAUUCUCAUUUAUUCAUGUUUGAUUUUUUUUAGAGAUAUGAAUGAGUAAAUCUUUAUAUUCCUCUCUUCAUCAGCCUUCGAAUUAUACAUCGCCAUUUCUAACUCGAACACAUUCCGUCAUAUUAAUUUUUAUAAUAUAAUUAAUAUUCAUACCCUUAAAAUUUUGCUAUAAUUGUUAAAUUUAACGGCAAUAUUUUGUUAUUUCUUAAACCUCCUCAUCAAUCAUUGAAAAUUUUAUUUAAUAAUAUUUUGAUUUAUUUUAAAAAAAUAAAUAUUUAGAUGGGGUAGGUUUUAGGUUAGGAAUUUAAACUUAAAAAUAUUACCCUCAGGAAAUGUUAAUCACAUUUUUUAGACCUUUAAUUCAAUUUAACAAUUCCUUAUUUUAAA
Molecule: messenger RNA, 5507 nt
Organism: Gordionus sp. m RMFG-2023
Lineage: Eukaryota; Metazoa; Nematomorpha; Gordioida; Chordodea; Parachordodidae
Product: contactin-like
Exons: 23
Coding region: 70-4824 (1584 amino acids)
Biological process (GO): cell-cell adhesion; axon guidance
Cellular component (GO): axon; plasma membrane
Molecular function (GO): protein binding
Source: RefSeq, a predicted model, not a curated record